Messenger RNA from Conger conger (European conger), 3296 nucleotides. RefSeq names its product prenylcysteine oxidase-like. The record is from RefSeq and is a predicted model, not a curated record. Gene Ontology annotation, biological process: prenylated protein catabolic process; prenylcysteine catabolic process. NCBI's taxonomy places the organism in Eukaryota, Metazoa, Chordata, Actinopteri, Anguilliformes, Congridae. The transcript is spliced from 6 exons. The coding region runs from base 7 to 1593 and encodes 528 amino acids. Gene Ontology annotation, molecular function: prenylcysteine oxidase activity.
UGCCUGAUGGAUCACGCGGUUCCGUUGCCGGAUAAUAAUCAAAAAGACCGUCUGCAUUGCUUAUGUUUUGAUGGUCAAUCCUUCAUGAUGCCCCGAUGUCUGCCGUUGCGAUGCGUUCUGACCUUGCUAUCAUCCCUGUGUGUGCUCGGAGAUGCCGAUUCUGCACAACAGGACGGUGCACCCCCUUCUAAAAUAGCCAUCAUCGGAGCAGGAAUUGGCGGAACUGCGACAGCACAUUUUCUGCGCCAGCACUUCGGACCCGAGGUGCGCAUUGAUGUGUUCGAGAAGGGCACGGUCGGGGGCCGGCUGGCAACGGUCACCGUCAACCACCAGGAAUACGAGUCAGGCGGCUCCAUCAUCCACUCCCUUAACCUGCACAUGCAAGACUUCGUAAAGCAGUUGGGCUUGAAGCACCGCAGAAGCGUGGCGGGGAAGACGGCUGUGUUCAAUGGGGAGGAGUUUAUCCUGGAGGAGACCGACUGGUACCUUCUGGACCUCUUCCGUCUUUGGUGGCGCUAUGGCAUCAGUUUUAUCCGCCUGCAGAUGUGGGUAGAAGAAAUCAUGGAGAAGUUCAUGAGGAUCUAUAAGUACCAGGCCCACGGCUAUGCCUUCAGCUCGGUGGAGGAGCUGCUAAGCUCUCUGGGCGGCUCCGGGUUCCUGAACAUGACGCGGCGCUCCCUGUCCGAGUCCCUGCUCGAGCUGGGGGUGUCCCAGCGCUUCAUCGACGAGGUCAUCGCCCCCAUCAUGAGGGUCAACUACGGGCAGAACGUCAGCAUUCCUGCAUUUGUAGGUGCUGUGUCGCUGGCGGGCGCUCAGGCAAACCUGUGGGCGGUGGAAGGGGGAAACAGGCUGGUCUGCCUGGGGCUGCUUAAACUGGCCAAGGCCAACCUCAUCCAGGCUGGCGUCACCACCAUAUCACCCCACAGCACCGGGGAAUCCACCCAGUAUCAGCUCCUUCACGAAGGUCCGGCGGGUAGGGGAUCGGGUCUCUACGACAUCGUGGUGGUGGCCACGCCCUUGCAGGACGGAGUCGGGGCGGCCAUUUCCUUCCCGGGCUUCGAGCCGGAGCUGCCGGCUGUCGGGGGCUCGUACCACCAGACUGUGGCGACCAUCGUGCACGGCUACCUGAACUGCUCGUACUUCGGCUUCCCCGACCCCAAGCUGUUCCCGUUCGCCAGCGUGCUCACCACCGACACUCCGGAGCUCUUCUUCAACAGCGUGGGCUGCGUCUGCCCCGUCAACGUCAGCGGAAGCUUCCGGCGCAAGCAGGCCCAGGAGGCGGGCGUCUACAAGGUCUUCUCCCCGCACGCGCUGGGGAAGCCCCAGCUCAAGACCAUCUUCCGCUCGUACUACUCCGUCCAGGUGACGGACUGGCAGGCGUACCCUCACUACGCCAGCGCCCGGGACCUGCCCCCCGUCGUCUUGCACGACGGCUUGUACUACCUCAACGGGAUCGAGUGGGCCGGCAGCGCCAUGGAGAUGAGCUCGGUGGCGGCCAAGAACAUCGCCCUGCUGGCCUACCACCGCUGGAGCCGGCAGCUGGAGAUGAUCGACCAGAAGGACCUGAUGCACAAGAUCAAGACCGAGCUGUGACCCCCCCCCCUGGCACUGAGGGUUUCUGGGAAAAUAAGUGUCAAGAGCAGGGCUGCCCGACCCUGUUCCUGGAGGACUACCGUCCUGUCGGCUUUCAUUUUAAACCUUAUUUCGCACACCUGAUUCUAAUAAUUAGCAGCUGACCAAGAUGUCUAGCUGUUGAAUGAGGUGUGCUUUGUUUGGGCUGGAGCGAGAACCUACAGGAUGGUAGAUCUCCAGGAACAGGGUUUGGCAGCCCUGGUUAAGAGGCAUCACUAUUACGGUGUCUCUGUGGUGCCUGGCCAGAGGUUGCCUGCAAAUACUACAAAUCACAUUUUGGGGAGGCCUAUGGCUUAUUACCGUCUUGAGUAUUAUUAUUAUUAUUUUUACAACCUCCUCUCACGUUUGGUUCUUUUCUGUUACGUUGACAUCUGCUUAAUGUAAUUCAGUUUCAAAUUCAAAUUCAGAAGUAGAAUUGUAGAAAGUUGAAAGUUUUAUUUUUUAAUUCCAGUGCGAGGUUAAAAACGAACCGCAUGAAAUAUACACGUUUUCCUAGCAGCAGACUGCUAUGAGGAAGUGCUGAUUGUCUCAUCGUCUUGUCUGAUUAAAUUGUAACCGGAUUUCUAGCAGGAAACGAGACGCAAACUUCAUCAGCAUUCAUUUUACAGCCACGUUCUGGGAUUCGGGACCUUUAUUUAUUUUGAAGGAACGUUUAAGCUCGGAUGAAUUUUGCACUGUUUUUGAAAAAUGCUAGUUGUACUGGUGCUGGCACAAAGAUCAUUUAAUUCUCCAUGAGAAAGAGAAAUUUACUGUAUUUGUUCUGGUUCGCUUUGUACCAGAUGGUAACAAAAUGUUUUAACUUGAUUAUGCCUUAAAAUGUGAAAGUUACUUUGUUCUUGGAUGAAAAAUCAAAUUGAGGGUUUGAAAUAAACCUAAAUUUGUGGCAAUUAAAUAUUCAAUUGGCUUGUUUCAUAGCAUGCCCUGAAAUUAAUAAAGGAAAUUAAAUAUAGUGCAUAAACUCAGUGAGCACUUUAUUAGGUAUUUAGUAGACUUAUUUUUUAGACUUAUUGAGUCUUCUGCUGCUGUAGCCUAUCCUCUUCAAGGUUUGACACUUGUGUGCAUGUGCUCGGAGAUGCUCUUCUGCAUACCACUGUUGUAAUGUGUGGUUUAUUUGCGUUACUGUCACCUUCCUGUCAGCUUCAACAAGUCUGGCUAUUCUCCUCUGACCUCUCUCAUCAUUAACAAGGAGUUUCUCCCUGCAGAACUGCUGCUCACUGGAUGAUUCUGUCUUUUUCGCACCAUUCUCUGCAAACUCCAGAGACUGUUGUGCGUGAGAAUCCCAGGAUAUCAGCAGUUACAGAAAUACUCAAACCAGCCCGUUUAGCAUCAACAAUCAUGCCACGGUCCAAAUCAUUGAGAUCACAUUUUUUCCCCAUUCUGAUGGUUGCAUGAUUUUAUGCACUGCACUGCUACCACACAAUUGGCUGAUUAGAUAAUCGCAUGAAUAAGUAGGUGUUCCUAAUAAAGUGCUCAGUGAAGUGCCAAGGAACAAAUUAUUGGAGUGGUCUAAUUCCCUAUUUAUUUAUUUGUUUAUUUAUGUUAGUAUCGCACUUUAAAUGUGUUAAUUACUUAAGUGAGGAUACCAACCAGAAAUUAGGCCACAGUUGCUAAGAAUAGAAAAUGAAUGGUUAUCUUUAAAAAUUAAAGAACAUUUGUGAAUGCUU